Molecule: messenger RNA, 351 nt
Organism: Neofelis nebulosa (Clouded leopard)
Lineage: Eukaryota; Metazoa; Chordata; Mammalia; Carnivora; Felidae
Product: large ribosomal subunit protein P2-like
Exons: 1
Coding region: 1-351 (116 amino acids)
Biological process (GO): cytoplasmic translational elongation
Cellular component (GO): cytosolic large ribosomal subunit
Molecular function (GO): structural constituent of ribosome
Source: RefSeq, a predicted model, not a curated record
AUGUGUUACAUCACCUCCUACCUGCUGGCUUCCCUCAGAAACAAUGCCUCCCCCAGUGCCAAAUACAUCAAGAAGAUUCUGGAUAGUGUCGGCAUCAAGGUGGAUGACGACCGGCUCAACAAAGUCAUCUGCGAGCUGAAUGGAAAAAAAAAUAUAUUGAAAAUGUCACUGCCCAGGGGGAGUGUCAAGCUGGUGGUCAGCAUGCUCACUGGUGGGACUGUGACUGUCUCUGCUGCUCCAGGAUCUGCAGCUCCUGCUGAUGGUUCCAACACAGCCACAGCAGUGGAGAAGAGAGAUGACAAGAAGUCAAAGAAGUGGGACGUUGAUAUGGGAUCUGGAUUGUUUCAUUAG